CAACUAACAGAACAGGCACUGGGCUCUCAGACUGGAGAGAUGGAUUAGUGAUUUGGGCCUCACGAUGGAGGGAUGAACGAUAGAUGUGGUGGGGAAAGCGGCCUGGCUAGUGCUGUAGUCACUGUUGUUGUCAAGGAAACCAAGAGUCCUGUCCCGUUGCCAUGGGGAAACAGAACAGCAAGCUGCGGCCAGAGAUGCUGCAGGACCUCCGGGAGAAUACGGAGUUCUCCGACCACGAGCUGCAGGAGUGGUACAAGGGUUUCUUGAAGGAUUGUCCCAGUGGUACCCUGAAUGUGGAGGAGUUCAAGAAAAUCUACGCCAAUUUCUUCCCCUACGGCGACGCCUCCAAGUUCGCAGAACACGUCUUCCGAACGUUCGACACCAACGCCGACGGGACGAUAGACUUCCGGGAGUUCAUCAUCGCCCUGAGCGUGACGUCACGGGGCAAGCUGGAGCAGAAGCUGAAGUGGGCCUUCAGCAUGUACGACCUGGACGGAAACGGGUACAUCAGCCGCGAUGAGAUGCUGGAGAUUGUACAGGCCAUCUACAAGAUGGUGUCAUCUGUGAUGAAGAUGCCAGAGGAUGAGUCCACGCCGGAGAAGAGGACGGAUAAGAUCUUCAGACAAAUGGACCUCAAUAACGAUGGCAAAUUGUCCCUGGAGGAGUUCAUCAAAGGUGCCAAAAGCGACCCCUCCAUCGUCCGGCUACUCCAGUGCGACCCCAGCUCGGCCUCCCAGUUCUGAACCCCUCGCCCUGCUACGAACCCUCUCCCCCCCUCACCCUCUCUGUUGCUAUUGAAACAGUCACUCAAAAAAUCAAUGCAUGAUGGUUCUGGUCUCUCUUCAUAUCAUCUCUUUUUUGUUCGUUGUUGUGUGCAAGAAUGGAGGAGGGAUUUUAAAGGAGGAUAAGAAAAGCCAUCACUAUCAUUUUACUUUCAUUUUUUUUUAAACAUAUACUUGGAAAAACUGAAGGGACAUGCGUACAUUUAACGAUCAGGCGUGAAUGUUCCCGAAUCUCUCUCUCUCUCUCUCUCUCUCUGGAACGACGGAUUUCCAGGGAGCUUGUGACAAAGUGUGGAUUUUAUUUGCAGAGUUUGGGAAUCGCUCAGUUUGUCCUCCAACACACAUUGUACAUCAUGUAUAUACUGUAUGUCUAUGUAUAUCACAAGAUGAAGUUUGUCUUCAUGUAUGGUGCACACUCUCUGGCAUUGAAAAGGCAGUAUUAUGUAGCGCAGCUUCCUGGUGGGAUUAUUGGGAUUUUACUGCUGUAUGAUCUUUCGCUGAGAAAAAGAAGGCCUAAUAUCCCAUUAGCUUUUUAUUGAUAUCUUCUGGCAUGUUGUUGAUUUUUAAGAAUUUUAAACGUUUGUUUUUUUUCUUUAAUUUGUACAUAUUGUUUUCCUCCCUCAUGCUCUUUAAUUUAUUCAUUUUUAUUCUUAUUAUUGUGCUUUUAUUUUGAUAUGUUGUUAAGGUUGACCGUAUUCCAGUUUACAGUGACAGAGAGAGAGAGGAAAAUGUGAGAGGAGACUGAUCUCUUUGGCGGUUGUGGAUUUGUGAAAGUGAAAGAUUACGAGACUCUAUUGUGACAUAAGGACAUCCCAUAAUGCUUUUUGAUCGAUUGACACCAGUAGCACAUAUCCGUUUGAGCCGCCAUGUGUUCAUAAAGUACGGCUGUGCAUGUGAAUAUGCACCGUGUGCUCGAGGCUAACUUUUACAGUAUUAUUAUAAUGUUGUGUUGUUUUUCUUAAUUUGUAAGUAUUUUGAAGUUCUCUAACAGCGAGCAGUAAACGUAUAAGAUAGUCGUAACCUGUCACUAUACUGCAUGAUCCCACCAACUGACAACAGCCACAGAAACGGUUGAACGCACAUCGGCAUCUUUUUGUAGCUCUGCAGCCUCCUCAGCAUUGUACCGGGCAGAAAUGAUGGAGUAUUUGUCUUGCUUUUGGGACAUCCCUCCCUCCUCUCCCCCCAACCUCUCCCCCUCUUCCUCUGACAGACAGAGAACUCACUAAGGGCUCGUUCAUCACUCUCUAGCUGAUUGCUUUUAUAACCUCCUGGAUUAGUCUGCUUGCGGAGCAGUUAGAUGAAGGGACUUGUUUUUAGGAGAUAGGAGAUACUUGUUCUGAUUCGAGUUUUUCAGGGUGUCCGUACAUAGCAAGAUCAGUGGCUGUGUUUACAUAAGCACGUUAGACUACGUAGAUUUCAUUUCAUGAAUAUUUGGAGCAACAAGGAAGUGGAACAUGUCAAUCAAAUGAAAAGGAAAUGCACGACUUUAAAUCGCAGCCUCAGAACAACACACCGUGCACAUGUAAACACACCCACUGGUUGCAGGAAUACCAGCACAACUCCCAUAAUGGAACGCCCUCAUUGUCAGGUCACUAUUGCCAUCUUGAGUUUUUUGUUUUUUUUUAGGUUAAACACAAAACUAAUUCUGUUUGUGACGAAGCUAAGCAUUGGGCAGACUGGGGAAAAAGAAGUUAAUCUGCAUAUUUCAGAUACUUAUAUACUCAUACAUCAUUCUUUCAGGAAGGGGCCUUCAGGUUCUUCACUUUUAUAGGCUGGUAUAAUGUAUAAGUGUUAUGGUGUUUAUAAGUGGUGGAAUGUAAUUAAAUGCAUUUGCUUGAAUUUGCUGGAGUAAUAUUAUUUUACGCUAUUUCAUAUUUGUGUUAUUGGGUUAGGGUUAGGGUUAUUUAACUGCACUACAUUAACCUGACAACUAUAGUUACUAGUUACUUUUAAGAUUAAAAUGUUACACUCAAACAUAUCGGUUCAUAAAACAUAUCGCAUUGUUAUAGAUUAGAUUAAACUGCUCCAAAGUAUAUAAAACUGUUUGAAUUAGCUCCAACUUUAAGGUUCAGUGUUUAUUGCAUAGUUUAAUUAUUAUGUUUAAAAAUUCCUUUUGACAUGGCUUCAUUGAAAACCAGACUGAUGCAGUUAUUUCAGGAGUUUAGACAGGCUUCACUUUUACACAUUUUACACAGUGGGGAAUAAAACCCUGUCACCAGAUGAUUUCUCUGUCUGCCAUGUGAGCUAAAAAUACCUCAGUGAGUUACAUCUAUUUAGCUAGUUAGCAAAAAAGCCCCCGUUAUACCAGAUUUAACGGACAAACAUGAUUUCUAUCAGCCCAAUCAUGUGUGUCGCCCAACAUUUCACUACCUCACAAACUGAAUUACUGCGUGUGCAGCGGUGGCAAAGUGACCAAUGAGAGCUGUGCUGGUGCAGCUGCAUCCACAUGACAUCAGGCCUGACCUAGGAUUAACCUGUACCAAACAUUUGCACAGGAGCUUCCUAAUCAGCCUUACCUCUGCUUUAAGGGAUCCUAUAGUGUCACUGCUUUUUCUGCUGGCAGGAUAAGGAACGCCCCCUUCUGACCCCUGACCCCUGAUCCACUACCAUUUAACCCUUUUCUAUUCUCACUGCCUCUGAUGAACUGGUACCUUGUGUUGGAUACAUACACCACCUUCUUUAUUUCUUCCUUCCUAACUUCCCUUUCCUUGCUUCCUACUUUUCUGUUGCAUGAAAACCUCACGUGAGGAUGUCAUGUUUGUUCCGUUGGACCUGAAAAUUGAAAUAUACCUAUGUGUUUCAAAGCUGCACGUGUGGACUGUUUUUCUAAUUUCUGGUUAUAUGAGAUAUAUAAGGAAUGCAUUAAGGUGGAGAGCAUUUCACCUCGGAUAAGACUAAUGUCUGGUCUAACGGCUGAAUAUUGCUGUCAUGCAUUUGAGUGUCGCACCCUGUCAAGACUCCCUGACGUGGGGGAA
This is a messenger RNA of Anoplopoma fimbria (sablefish), 3757 nucleotides long. It is a transcript of the gene hpca, whose product is annotated as hippocalcin. Gene Ontology annotation, molecular function: calcium ion binding. The transcript is spliced from 5 exons. Bases 162 to 743 code for a protein of 193 amino acids. The record is from RefSeq and is a predicted model, not a curated record. NCBI's taxonomy places the organism in Eukaryota, Metazoa, Chordata, Actinopteri, Perciformes, Anoplopomatidae.